UUUCGUUCCUGUUGUGGUCGAUGACGAUGGAUUCGGUCCACAAGAGUUGCUCGUCGGCGACGACGCCGGCGAAGGAAUCGAGGGGGGCGGCGUCGUCCAGGUCGAAGCAUCAGUCGCAGGAGGCCACGAAGCUGUCCGAGAACGUGAACCCCAACCUCUCGCACGCCAGCCCCGGCCCCAGGGCGGCGGCGGCGGCCGCCAGUUCCCCUGCCGCGGCGGCCAAGUCGGGCAAGUCGCAGAAAUCGGCCUCCAAGAACCCGAAUCCGGCGAGCAAUUGCUGCUCCCCCAACAGGAACAGGAUCCGGGAUCGGAAGUUCGUCCGGGCGAGGAGGAACGCCAGGAGAGGGGAGGCCGUGGGGCCGAGGGGGGCGGCAGCGGCGUGCAAGUGCAAGGAGAAGGCCGGGAAGAAGUGUCUCUGCGUGGCUUAUGAGAGCUUGAGGGCUUCGCAGGAGGAGUUCUUUAAGAGCAAGGGCCGCGAGGGCGGUGAGUUGAUUGAAUUGGGGGAAGAGAUGGAGAAUCGGUUGAUGAUACAUGACCUGGGGAAUGAAGAGGAGGGGUUUCAGGGGAAAACUGAGGGAAAUGGGUCGUCUCCGCUCGAGGAUCUUGAAUUUUGUGAGCUGGGCGAGAUUGGUGCUGCUUCGGUUCAAGUCGGGGUUUCCACGGUGAAGAGGAGGAGGGACAAGUUGAUGGAAGAGGCGAGGAAGAGUGUGCCUGAGAGCGGCUGCGGGAGAGUGAUGCAUCUGGUUAAAGCAUUCGAGAAUCUCCUGAAGAUACCGAAUCCGAAGGAGGCGGAUUUGAAGGACGAGAUAGAGGUGGCUGAGGAGCAGAGCAGGAAGAAGGUGAUGAGCUGGGCGCUGCCGGGAUUGCCGCCCCCGAAGGCCCCGGAGACAGAGGUGUCUUCGUCUUCCUUCUCUCCGUCGGAAUUGCACUUGACAGCCGAGAAUCUAGGCCUGGAUUCGCAGGCUUCUCUUUCGUCUUCGUGGGACAGCAGCCAAGGAAGCGUUUCGAGCAGAACUUCUAAUGGGGGUCGGAGAAGCCGUAGAAACAGCCUCGAAUCAUAUGGGACAUUAGGUGGAAGUAGAUGGAAGAAGAAACAGCUGAGAGUCACCAGCCAAAAGCCUUUUCAGCUGAGAACUGAGCAAAGGGGAAGAAUGAAAGAGGAGGAGUUCAUGAAGAAGAUGCGAGAGACUAUGGUUGAGGAAGAGAGACUGAGGAUACCAGUUGCGCAAGGUCUGCCAUGGACGACCGAUGAACCCGAGUAUCUCAUCAAACCUCCCGUAAAGGAGAAUACAAGGCCGCUCGACCUGAAGCUACACAGUGAUAUGCGGGCAGCAGAGCGAGCUGAGUUUGACCACCAGAUAGCAGAAAAGAUGAGCUUGAUCGAGCAAUACAAGAUGGAGAGGGAGAGGCAGCAAAAGUUGGCAGAAGAAGAAGAAAUCAGAAGGCUGAGAAGAGAACUCGUGCCCAAGGCUCAACCCAUGCCAUAUUUCGACAGGCCUUUCAUCCCAAAGAGGUCAUUGAAAAACCCAACUAUUCCAAGAGAACCCAAGUUUCACAUUCCUCAGCAGAAGAAGAUCAAGUGCUGUUUAUCAUGGAAUGACAUGAGCCCCUACACAUACCAUGAAUGUGCCCACGAGGAUAUGCAGAAGUGAACUAUAGAACUCUUUGCUCUGUCAGUUACCAAUAAUAUUGUUCAGUAUAUUCAUUCUUUCUCGAAAAUUUGUAAAUCAAGCAACAAUAAAGUUGCGAGUUUUGAUUGGACUUUCAA
Molecule: messenger RNA, 1768 nt
Organism: Syzygium oleosum
Lineage: Eukaryota; Viridiplantae; Streptophyta; Magnoliopsida; Myrtales; Myrtaceae
Product: microtubule-destabilizing protein 60-like
Exons: 8
Coding region: 21-1652 (543 amino acids)
Biological process (GO): mitotic spindle assembly; activation of protein kinase activity; regulation of mitotic spindle organization
Cellular component (GO): mitotic spindle; nuclear microtubule
Molecular function (GO): microtubule binding; protein kinase activator activity
Source: RefSeq, a predicted model, not a curated record